Messenger RNA from Octopus sinensis (East Asian common octopus), 2856 nucleotides. RefSeq names its product melatonin receptor type 1A-like. Lineage: Eukaryota; Metazoa; Mollusca; Cephalopoda; Octopoda; Octopodidae. Gene Ontology annotation, molecular function: G protein-coupled receptor activity. Gene Ontology annotation, cellular component: membrane. The transcript has a single exon. Gene Ontology annotation, biological process: G protein-coupled receptor signaling pathway. The record is from RefSeq and is a predicted model, not a curated record. The coding region runs from base 838 to 2319 and encodes 493 amino acids.
UUAUAUAUAUAUAUAAACAUAUCUAUCAUAUGCCAGAGAAACAGUAUUAGUUCAAAAUAGCAAUCUGUGUUUAAUACUUGAUGCAGAUACAUCAUAGAAAGCUAUAUUAACUGCGGUAUCUGUCAGGAGAUAUCUCUUCACAGGUAUCUCAGAAAUAUAUCGCAGAAGUAUAUCAAUAGCGGAUAGAAAUCAUCCAGCAUCUAUGGUGGGAUUGAUACAUGCACAUUUCUGCUCUCCUGGGCUUUAUCAGCAGCACACAUUCACUUGCAGUCACAUGCCAAGACAAAAAUAUAUAUAAAAAUAUUAAUAUAUAAAUAUUUGCUGGAUAUCAAUCGUAGAUAGAAGUUUGGAAGGUAAAACAGCACAAAUGGAAUGAGAGUUGGACAGAUGGAGCUCAUGGGAGGUUACUACAUGUAGACAAAAGUUCAAAAGGUGGUGAUGAACAUUUUAUAAAUAAUCAAAAAAUAAAGCUACGCACAAUGAAGAGUACGCUGCAAAGAAGAAAUACAUAUAUAUAUAUAAUUCAUUUUCAACUGUGGAACACAUUGUAAAAAAAACUAUAAAGACUAGCGUGUAAAUACUGAGUUAAAAGUAACCAUUUUGGUAGAGGUCAAAGGCUGCCUUUGGUGAAAUAGCACAAAUUGAAGGAAGGAUAUAAGACACUGACAGAUGGUCAGUGUGCGCGGACAAGCUUCUUACAUUAAGAAAUAUUUCCGUUGUUUAAAUGAGCUUUCUUACAUGCCUAUAAACAGAUAAAUAUUUACAGACACGCAUAUACACACACAUACAUAUAAAUAUAUACAUAUAUAUGCAUGUAUAUAUUUCUAUAAGAGUCCUAUGAUGACAGUAUGUGCUACAACCCAGUUUCAAAUCAUAGUUGUUCUUUCCAGUCGUUACAAUAACACACCAGGGGUCUCUGAAGCUGUUGUUAUAGAGAAAGGGGGUAGAAAAGAAGGAAAAAGAAAAGAAGCAAGAGUAGGAGUGAGUAGAACAUUUGGAGCGGGAGGAUAUUGUAGAGGAGGAAGAGGAAAUAGAGGUAAAGAAAAAAGGGGAACUGGUGCUUGGCUAAAAAGGAUUAGAGUAGGCAGAAGGGGAGGAGGAGUUGGUGCGUUCAGAAUGGGAAGAUUAUUGUUAUCAGAUGAAGGAAGAGUUGGCGGUGGUGGUGGCGCCGGUGAUGUCGCCGUUCUUGUGGGUGGUGGCGCCAGUAGUACAGUAACGUUGGAUACUAGUCACGGUGUCGUUGCUGUUGCCAGCGGUGGUGUUGUUGGUGUCCACGAUGACAGCGGGAGUAGCUUCAUCGAUGAUGGGAAUUUCUGGAAAGCUCUCUCCGCUAACCAGACCUCGGAAGAAAUCAUCCCGUCUGGGAUCCUCUAUGCUGGCGGUGUCGUUAUGCUUUUGGCCACUGUCGCUGGACUCUGCGGGAAUUUGGUCAUCCUGGCAGCUCUUUGGAACCGCAAAAAUAUGAAAAACAUAAUCAAUAUAUUUGUCACCAGCCUAUGUAUCAAUGACCUUAUGAACCUGUUGCUCAACAACGCCAUGGUAACCGUGUCCUAUUUUUUCAGAUCCUGGCCCAGUAACCUCUUGCACUGCGAGUCGUUGGCACAUUUCACUGUGCUAUUAAUGGGUUGCUCGCUGUGGCACACGGGACUCAUAGCCGUGCACCGCUUCCUUGUGGUCGUUUGCAACCAGUUCUACAUGACAAUGUCGAAAAACAUUUACACAGCCUUCGUGUUGACCUUCUCCAGGGUCGUGCCAUUAUGCUUUCUGUUGAAUCCGGACCUCGGCAACAUGGUCAAGUACGAACCGAAGCUGUUGCGGUGUCUGAUCAAAGAGGAGUUUGUACUUUUUAAAACGCUGGUCAGUGUCGUCCUCAUGAUCAUCCCAUCCAUUCUUGUAAUUAUCUGCUAUGUGGCGAUUUUCAUAAAAUCUUACAUCGCUUCGGCCGCAUUACGUUCAAGUCAAAACAGUGAAUGGCUACGCCGCGAAAUUCAAAUCACCAAAAUGUUCGGUAUAGUCUUCUUAGUAAUUUACGUUGGGUAUAUUCCUUAUGGAAUAAUCCGGAGCAUUGACCGCCAGUUGAAAUACAGCGGCAGCGUAUAUGCUGUUAUAACCGUGCUGUAUGCGGUCGCCAAUACGGUGAAUCCGCUUAUAUAUGGUGCCAUGGACAAGAGAAUCUACAGGGCCUGUGUUAACAUGUUUUGCACUUCGAAAAGGCAGGUUCAAAUCCAGGAACAGGUGCAACUGCAUUCACAGCGAAAUGAACUUGCUGAUACGGGACUGAAUAACAUAAAAGAAACCAAAAACAUAUCUACUUGUUGAAAAUAAUGGGGGGAAACCCCCCCGAAAAACAAGCAAAAAGAUAAUAAUGAUAAUAAUAAUGAUUUCAAUGGUUUCGGAUUUUUGCACGAGGUCAGCAAUUUUAGAGGUGGGGUUAAGUCGAAAGUAUCAAUUCCAGUACUUGACUGGUACUUUAUUUCAUUGACCCCCCUGAAAGGAUGAAGGAUAAAGUCGACAGUGACAUGAACUUGCUGAUACGGGACUGGAUAACAUAAAUGAAGCCAAAAAAAUAUCCACUUGUUGAAAAUAAUGGGGGGGAAAAAAACCUGAAAGACAAGCAAAAAGAUAAUAAUGAUAAUAAUAAUGAUUUCAAUGGUUUCAGAUUUUUGCACGAGGUCAGCAAUUUUAGAGGUGGGGGUAAGUCGAAAGUAUCAAUUCCAGUACUUGACUGGUACUUUAUUUCAUUGACCCUCUGAAAGGAUGAAGGAUGAAAAGUCAACUGUGGUCAUAUUUGAACUCAGAACUUAAAGAUCUGGAAGAAAUUUUGCAGAGUAUUUUGUCCAUCCAGUUGCUGAAAUA